Molecule: messenger RNA, 927 nt
Organism: Penaeus monodon (black tiger shrimp)
Lineage: Eukaryota; Metazoa; Arthropoda; Malacostraca; Decapoda; Penaeidae
Product: phospholipase A2-like
Biological process (GO): arachidonate secretion; phospholipid metabolic process; lipid catabolic process
Molecular function (GO): A2-type glycerophospholipase activity; calcium ion binding
Source: RefSeq, a predicted model, not a curated record
CUUCAGCAUCCACGGACCUCAAUAAGCAGACGAGCCAGCAGGAGGAACCAGAACAGACUAGCAUAGCCCCCAGCAGGAGAAAACGUUCAGUCUUCCACCUGUUUAACAUGAUGACCUGUGCCACAGACUGCAACCCUUUAGAUUAUAAGGGAUAUGGGUGCUACUGUGGUUUCCUUGGCUCUGGAGUUGUGGUGGAUGGCAUUGAUAAAUGUUGCAAGGGUCAUGAUUGGUGCUAUGAACAUGCAAGUUGCAAAGGCAUAGAUCACUACUUUACUCCCUACAAGUGGAAAUGCAACGGAGGAUCACCUUACUGUGUACCUACAAAAGGCCCACUUGGAGGACCGAAUAGCUGCGGCCAUCAACUGUGCGAAUGCGACCGAGAGUUUGUCGAAUGCCUGAAGCAGUACCCUUGUCCCAGGGCCAAAGCCAUGUGCAUGACAUCACCCUGGAGGUACUGGCAGAACCUCUUCAUGGGCAUGUCUAGUGGGAUGGGAAUGCACCACCCACCCCAUGAGGAACAUGCCCAUGACCAUCCCAAUGAAACUUUAUAAAAUCCUCGAAGGAUGAGCUGGUUGGGGCACCCUUGACAGAACCCACUACUUGAUUUAUCUUAGGACUCUCUUAUCAGAAAACCACUUCGAUGGCCUUAGCUUUCUCUAAGGUCUCCACAAUGAAUUCCAGUGGUAUCUCGAUAAUUUUUUGACAUUAUUUUAUUUUUCCGCUUACAUUCAUAAAUUUCUUUUAUAUAUAUCUGUAUGUUGUAUUUACCUCAGGUAGCAUUAGACACAAUUUUGUAAAUCUUGUGUACUUUUACAACAUUUAAAACAGGCUUUGAUAAAGCAUGUCCUGUAUAUUGUCUGUAUAUAGAAUGCAUGAGCUAUAUAGUCAUUUGUAAUGUUGACAUUUAUAAUCACCUUCUAAAUUCAC